CUGCCUUCCACAUAAGCUGGUUUCCCAUAUGCGUCGCUUCAGACUCCGCCAGGUGAUCGAUGGAUCUCCAUCUCUUCAACUGAACAUCACUGGAAGUCCAGUGUAAGGAGGGACAUUGGUCUGACCUUGGAAAGCCCAUGACGACGAACCAGGAAACCAUCAGUGCAGGGUCCAAAGACUGACACGUGAUCCGCGGGGUACUUGGACAAACAUCACGUGAUGUCCAACAAAGCAGAUAUUCGUUGAGCCAUUCGACGACACUUUUCAUCCAACCAAGGGCACCCAGGGGACUGCGACGCUUGUACACUGCUAUAACAUCGAAUAAGAUACAGUGCUCGUUUUCUGCUAUCUGAGCUGUCCAGGGCGUUGUCGUGUUCCCUUGUUCUGUUGUACGGCAUAUCUCGCUUCAUCUCCAAAGGCAUGGCUUCGACAUCUGAAUUCGAUCUCAUCAUGGAAAGGUCGCAAGAGUGGAAAGAAGUCAGGAAGGAAAUGCACGAAGCCAUUGCGGCGAAAGAUGAGGCUCGUGUUCGAAAGUGCCUGGAUGCUGCACCUGCAUUGAAACUGUGGUUGGACCCUGUGAAAGAUAAGUCAGCUCGUAACAAAGCAGUUAAAAAGAAAGCCAUUCGUAUUCAUGGCCUCUUAGUCUCGCGUGAAUGUGGACUCAAGAACGACAGAGAAUCAUCUUGUUAUCAAGGUCUCACACGCCUUGAACGAGCUGAAAUUCGACGGCAACGAUAUUACACCACAGAAUGCGCGGGCUCUUACAUCGACUAUUUGAAAAGUAAAUCACGGAGUCAAACCAAAUGUGAUCACUUCAAAGGACGACUGAAGAAGAUGUUGAAAUAUCUCUCCAGCGAUGAAUUAAACAGGAAUAUUCUCAAAGUGGCUGCAACAGCGCCGCAUCUAGAAAUAAUGUUCGACUACAACAGUAAAAACGUUCAAGGGAUCACGGGAAGUUGCAACAGAGGCGACAUCGGCCUUACUUACUACGAAGAACAAAGAGUUUUUGUUGCGGGCCGAGCUGAAGAAGCCGCAGUCUGGGGAACGCUUAUCCACGAGUUAUGUCAUAUGGCACUUUUUCUAGUGUAUAGGAACGAUGGCAAGCCUUAUUACAGUGACGAUACGGAGCGGGAACAGCAAUACAAAAACAUCUUGAAUAACAUAAAACCGAAGCAAAAAGAUAUGAACAUUCUCAUCCAGCAAGCUUUUAUGAGCAACAAGAAUGAAGAAGAAGAGUUAAUUGUACGGAUCCCUCACGUUCUGGUUCAAUAUGGUUGCGACGAAGGUCAUAGGAUUCUGGAACGAGAAGUACCCGAACUACUAAAUUUUUUCAAGGACCGUGUCAUCCCAGACAUGCGAGAAUACAUUAAGAGUGGAAUCCCCUCGGCAGACGCAGAAAAGAUCAGAGAAGGAAAUGCCACACUCCAAAGAUCUCUCAACAUUGGCGAACUUAACGUCAAAUUCGAGAAACCAUUAGAGAACAGUGUGUGGAACAAAGGGCCCCUUCACGUACUUACGGGUCCAGACGUAAGGCUUCUGGAAAUAAUGGUUCACGACGCCGUGAAUUCUUCGGGCCAGCCAUACUUGUUUUUCGAAACAUCCCAGAAGGAGUGGAAAGAUGUGUUAACGACCUACAAAUGUGCAUUUGUGCUCGUGACGGUUCGCCCUAACACAGAGUUCGGAAUGGAUCUCAAAUCUCUGAGUGAAGUGUCCCGUGUGACUGGAGCGAAAGUCAUCUUCCUUGUGGAAGACAAGGGCAUGGACUACUUGGUGAAGCAAGUGCAAGAAGACGCAUUCUUUGCCGCUGGACUUGUACAGCAUAACAUCCUUGAAGCAAGCUUUGAGCACGUCACACAUAGCUGCAAAAAAGGAGUUUUCGAAAAUUCCCGCCUAAAACUUCAGGGCCGAGACGUUUCUAAGCUUUCGGACGCAACGAAUAUAGAUACCUUCUUACAUUGCGUAGACACGGCGGUUUUCCUAAAGCUAUGCGAAUCGAAGAGCAUUGACCUGGGACCUCCUCUUCAUGAACUAGAAGAACGUGUUGAGAACUAUUACGUGAAAAGAGAGUGUAGAAGAGCCCUGGAAAUUAACUUGAAAGAAUGCAAUCUAAAAGACGACGGUGAGGCAUUCGCACUUCUGGGCUGUCCACACAAUCAGGUCGCAACACUUCUACCUCGCGGUUGUGAGUCAAAGGCCAAGGAGGAAUUAACGAAGUUCGAGAAAUUCGUACUCAUCCAAGAACCACGUGACUACGAAGCUCUCCUGGAACAGAAAGAUGGUCAUUUCGGAAAGAAAGUAGUGCACCUGCUAAAGUUCGACGAACCUCGUAAGAGACUCUUGUGGACAAAAUCAAAUGGUCCUCUCAGUCACCUUCCAAUGACGGGAAGUGAGAAUUACACUGAGGACGCGUUGUUAAACGUAAACGAGAAGGUUGUCAUAGUGUCUGGUGCACCAGGUAUGGGAAAGAGUAUGCUGGCAUCUCGGUUGUGCACAGAGUUAAAAAGUCAAGACAAGAAGAGGUGGGUGCUCUACGUCGACCUUCCUCAGAGAAUGGCAUUAGUGAAAACUUCGUCGCCUAGUCUGGGAUAUCUGGCGGAUCUGUGCGAAGUACAAAAAGAUGGGUUGGAGUUUGUCUUGUUCGAGGAAACCUUGAACAAUGAAAGCACUUUCGAAGUUGCUCUCAUCUUAGAUGCGUUCGACGAAAUCAACGAGAAAUGUCGCAAGUGCGUGCUGGAUCUUAUACUGUUUGUGGCUAAGACCAAAGUGUACAAGAUAUACGUUUUUACUCGCACUGUGUUUCAACGCCAAGCACAAGAUAACUUCCACACGGUGUCAUACGAACUUGAUCCUUUUUCUGAUAACAACCAGGAUGACUUCCUCGCAAAAUAUAGGGGCGAAAGAGAAACUUCAGGCACCAGGAAUGAUGAAUUUUUGCGUAUGUUCCAACAAAUGUAUGACUCUUUGCAGAAGAAAAACAAAACAAUCCUAGGAACCCCUCUCCUACUUCGCAUGAUGGCUGAGAUGAAGAAUGGGGAAAUUGCAGAGUUUGACGAUUGCUCUUCGCUUCUUAAUACUGCUGGCAUUUCUGGUGACAGGAGUAUAUACGUUAUACACGUGUACAAGAUGUUUGCCGAAUACAAGCACCUUGUACACAGAAAAGAAAAAAUGAAGGAAAACAUCUCCCUAAGUGCUGUGCGAGGGGAGAACCAUGACGCGAAGUCUUCAUUCUACGCAAACCAUUGUCUCCUCGCUAUGAAGUGUAUAUUUCCUCAGUACACCUUGGAAAUCUUAUUGAAUGAAGACGAAUUAAAGAAGUUAGAUCCUGAAGAAAGAUUGAUCAAGGGCGCUUGUGACAGUUGUCUGAAAGAAGGUUUUGUGAAUGGAAUUAACGACGCAGGAAUUCCUGAGUUCGCUCAUAAGACUUUCGCCGAAUUUUUCGUAGCUCACUAUCUCCUCGAGAAGGCAAAGAUAAGAACAAAAUCGAGCUACUGGGAAAAAGUCCUAGAAUUGUAUGGCAAAAAAGACUACGAGGGUGUAAUGCUGUUGUUCGAUGGACUGGCGUCUGAGUCCUGUCCACUUCACUCUGCUGUAAUAAACAACGACGCCUCAUAUUUUGAGCAACCCGGUGUCAUAAGCGAGGACAUGUCGAAGGUGGAUAAGCUCGAAAGGACGCCAUUGCACGUAGCAGCCCUGCAUUCUUAUGAAGCAACAUUGAAGAGGCUUCCAAUGGACGAUGCACUAAUUCAGAAUGAUUUGUUUCAAAUGUUACCGUUUGGGUACGCGGAGCUGAGUUGUCCAUGGGACGAGAAACGCGAUGGAGUGUGGAGGGACUGUUUGCGGACUGGGACUUCAGCUGUGAGAGAGAGACUCAACGUAUUAUACGCUCGACGCAGUGAGGAAGCAGUGAAACAUUCUACCGAAAAUCUGCGCACAUGUGAAACCUUGGAGCAAAAAAUACUUUUUCUCGAGCGAGCAAUAUUCACGGCUGUGAUACACGACCUACCAGGCGUUUUAGACGUGUAUCUGAGCUAUGUGUCCCCGAGAGAGAGUACACGAGAACUUGACAGAGACAUCAUGGACCAAUUAGAAUCACGCAAGAAACGAAGCUUGAGAUGUUCUGCAGAGUCUUCGGUAAUUGGAAACCUUGAUAGUUUUAGAGACAGUAGCAAUAGAACUGUUCCUUUUUACGCAAAGUCCGAGACUGUUUGUAAAAUGCUCCUUCCUUACUGCGAUAUGAGAAUUCUUGAUAUGGAUGGAAACACAAUGUUGCACGUUAGCGCGGAAGAAGGAAAUCUGGAGACAACAAAGUUUUACAUUUACCUCGCACAUUUAUCCGCUAACAAUAGAAAUAGAAAAUUUCAAACUCCUUUGCACUUGACAGAAGAUGCACAGAUUGUGACGCUACUUCUUCCUCUUUAUCCCUCAGUGAAUGUUCUCGAUUAUAAGCAACGAACUCCUAUGGAUAGAUGUGCAGAGAGAGAUGAUUUGGAGGCCAUGAAGUUGUUACUCCUUCGCACUCGGACAUAUGACGAACAUCACAUCAGGCUGAACACAACGCUUCAUGUGGCUUCUGCCUCUCUUUCCCUUAAAGCUGUGACGUUUCUUGUACCUCACACAAAUGUGCAUAUGCUUAACUACAGAGGAGAAACGUGCUUAGACGUUGCUAGGACAAGUUCGAAAUAUCUGUCGAGUUCGGUGUCCAACGUUGUCAGGUGUCUCAUCCCACACUCGCUCGUGAACUCACCUGAAACGUUCGGCUCAUCACCGUUGUACGUCUGGGCGAAAGAAGGUGGAACGAAAGAGAUGCAAACUCUAUGGCCUUAUUUGCGACACAGUGACCCUAGGCAUGCACGGAGGAUCAGCAAAAAGUCCGUGUAUGCGGAAUUGAAUUGGGAUUUCGAAGAAGAAAUUUCGUGUCUGAAACAUCUCUUCCUCCACUUAGAUGUCAUCGCUGGUGAUCCUGAUAGCCGCAAACUGCUACAUGAUACGGCCAAGGACAAGCUACGUGAGAUAAAAGAAGAAAAUCUCAUUAAUUACAUGAAGCUGUUACUGCCGCAUUUAAAUCUCACUGAGCAGGAUUAUGUAAAAUAUAGCGUAGGAAAUGAUGACAUUGUUACCUUAUAUCGGGGAUGGUCGCACAUGAAUAACACCGAUGAUCUCCACAUUGACGAUGUCAACGCGGAAAUGAUCGACGACGAUGGCAAUAUCAAGUUGCUAAUAGAAGCAGAGGGAGGUAAUGUGGAAGCUGUUAAGAUUCAUCUCUCCCCUUCAUCCGUGUGCAUAACAGAUGAAAAAGAGAACACUGCAUUGCACUUGAGCGCGAAGAAGGGACACGCGAAUGUGGUGAAGCUUCUCAUUCCUUUUUAUACAUCAGUGGACGUGAUCAAUGUGGAUCGAGAGACACCCAUGCAUGUGUGUGCCUUUAUAGGACACCUGGCAGUUGUGAAGUUAUUAUUACUCCGCUCUAGAAUGAGUUUCCAUGACGAGUAUGGAAUGACACCUCUUCAGUGGGCCUGUGAAAGUGAUGCCGUUGAUAUCGUGAACUUCCUUCUUCCCCACUCAUUCCCUAAUAUGCGUGACUGGUUGGGUUCCACGUGCUGCCCUCUUUCCGCGAUGGAAGAGGAAAUGAAUGUUGUGAGAUGCCUCAUCCCACACUCUCUUAUGAACUGUCCUAGUGGGACUGGUCAUUCACUUACGCAAAUCUGUGCAAGUUGUUAUAUGAGAGAACAGCUGGUGACAUUAUUGCCAUAUUCUUGUGAUUAUGACGCAGCGAGUUUAUUGACUAUUCUCCCGCUGUCAUUUCGUGAGGACGAUAUGAGUAUGAAAGCUACGUCUUGUCUGAAACUGAUGGUACUCCACUCAGAUGUCAAGGCAGUAGAUAAGUGUUUCCGUGCAACACUCAGCCGCAUUCGAGAGUAUUAUGAAAAGAGUAAUUUAUUGCUGUGUCCAACAGUGACUGAGAUGUCACUAUUCCUGAACUAUAUUCCUCUCUUGCUUGCACAUACAAAUGUUUCUGCUAAGGACGAUGAAGGCAAGAAACUAUUACAAGGAGCCCUCCGAAGUAGCGAAGAUCCCAAAUUGGUUAGCUUCCUUCAGAAAUGGACUCGCUUGAGUGACUUCCAUUCAUGAUGCUGACGAUUGUUGGCAACGGUUGUGGUUAAGCACCAAGUGCCACUGAGCUGUCAAUGGACACGAGCUCUGAAGAUGAUAUAGCAGUUUUAAUAGAGGUAUCAACAGCAGUAUACUGAGUCCUUGCCUUCAUCCGAGAAAGCACAAAUAUUCAUCCAGUGUCAAAAUGAAAGAAAAAAGAUCACUUUUCUGAUUUUUUGUGAUUGUGAUUAUGACUUACGCAUUUUAUUUCUUAUUCCUUAUGUUACAAAGUACUAUUCCGUAGUAGGUUCAUAAGGUGAUUUGAAAAUGUGUAAAAAAUGUGUCUAUUCCUAAUGUGCUAGUAAUAUGGUUAGCUAUGAUAUGCCACAGUAUUAGAAUACGGCUGCGUGCGAUUAUGUUUGGUGUCAAAUGUAUAUACCCAAAUGUCAAAUGUAAAUCAACAAAAGUGUUUUUCGCACAUUGGAGAAGGUUUAAUUCAAAUUAUUUUCGAACUCUCGCUCACUUCGCUGCAGAGUUGAAUAAAGUAAAUAUUGUCGAGCGAAACACAUGUGUGAUACAGUCGUACUUUUAUUACGACCAAAUAAAUGUACGGGUUCCAAAUUGCUUUUCCAGUUAUCGUUACAGAUUACGGAACAUAUUACUUUGAAGUAAUCAAGGUUCGUGUAAAGGAACCUCGACUGACUCAAAUAUGCCUGUUACAAAUUAGAUUUGUGUACGUGUGAUUAAAUGAUUAUAUGCAGUUGUC
Molecule: messenger RNA, 6856 nt
Organism: Ornithodoros turicata
Lineage: Eukaryota; Metazoa; Arthropoda; Arachnida; Ixodida; Argasidae
Exons: 5
Coding region: 421-6129 (1902 amino acids)
Molecular function (GO): protein binding
Source: RefSeq, a predicted model, not a curated record